AUGGGUAAAUUGGCUGAGUUGCUCACGCAUCCGCUGGAGGCGUUUUCGGUCUUGCAACUCCUUUGGUUCCGCUUGCCCGUGCACUACCAGGACCUCAAGUCACUGCCGAAACUGUUGCAACGGUGCUACGAGCUCUUAAACUUGACGCUGAGAUCGUUUGCCGCCGUCAUCCGUGAGCUCCACCCGGAACUACGCGAUGCCGUGAUGUUGUUCUACUUGGUGUUGCGGGCGUUGGACACCGUCGAGGACGAUAUGACCAUUGAUGCUAAGGUGAAGGUGCCGUUGCUUCGUCUGUUUGACGACAAGCUCAAUACCACCGAUUGGACCUUCCACGACAGUAAGGAGAAGGACAAGGCGGUGCUCGAAGAGUUCGACGUCAUCUUAGCCGAGUACCACAAGCUUAAGCCCCAGUACCAGGACAUUAUCAAGGACAUCACCCACAAAAUGGGUAACGGCAUGGCCGACUACAUUUUGGACGACAACUUCAACCACAACGGCGUGCAGACCGUCAAGGACUACGACUUGUACUGCCACUAUGUCGCUGGUCUUGUUGGUGAAGGGUUGACUCAAUUGAUGGCUCAAGCCGACUUCUGUGACCCUAAGCUCAACAACGAAGGCUACGUGCGUGCCGAGCUGAUGGGGUUGUUCUUGCAAAAGACCAACAUCAUCCGUGACUACCGCGAGGACCUUGACGACGGCCGCUCGUUCUGGCCCAAGGAGAUCUGGUCCAAGUACGCCGAAAAAUUGCCCCAAUUGAAGGAUGCUGAUCAUCGCGAACAGGCGUUGUGGUGCAUCAACGACCUUGUACUCAAUGCCCUCGGCCACGUCCGUCACGUGCUCGAGUACCUUGCCCGAGUCAACGACCCGUCGUCGUUCAACUUCUGUGCUAUCCCUCAAGUGAUGGCGGUGGCGACGUUGGCGUUGGUGUACAACAACCCCGAGGUGAUGCACAAGAACGUCAAGAUCCGCAAGGGCACUACCUGCCAGUUAAUCUUGGAGCUGAGAACUAUGCCUGGUGUCGUCAACAUCUUCCGUCGUUACAUCCGUGAAAUCAACCACAAGCUGAACGUCAACGACCCCAACUACCUCAAGAUCGGGAUCAAAUGUGGCGAGAUCGAACAGUUCUGCGAGUCGAUGUACCCGCUGGCGCCGCCUCCCAAGGACAGAAAGCCCCGCCAGCCGACGGAGACCGAGGUGGUGAUUGCGGCUCGUGCUCCCACCGACAAGGCGACGCAAAGAAUCAUCGACGAGGAGAAGUCCAACAUUCGGAUGGUGAAGCUCGGGUUGCUUCUCGUUGUCGGUGGCGCGCUCUAUUGCCUCGUCGCUGGCGCCAUUGGCUUCUAG
Diutina rugosa is the source of this 1344-nucleotide messenger RNA. It is a transcript of the gene ERG9, whose product is annotated as bifunctional farnesyl-diphosphate farnesyltransferase/squalene synthase. NCBI's taxonomy places the organism in Eukaryota, Fungi, Ascomycota, Pichiomycetes, Serinales, Debaryomycetaceae. Gene Ontology annotation, biological process: farnesyl diphosphate metabolic process; ergosterol biosynthetic process. The record is from RefSeq and is a predicted model, not a curated record. The transcript has a single exon. Gene Ontology annotation, cellular component: endoplasmic reticulum membrane. Gene Ontology annotation, molecular function: squalene synthase [NAD(P)H] activity. The coding region runs from base 1 to 1344 and encodes 447 amino acids.